Molecule: messenger RNA, 1394 nt
Organism: Oryza brachyantha (malo sina)
Lineage: Eukaryota; Viridiplantae; Streptophyta; Magnoliopsida; Poales; Poaceae
Exons: 2
Coding region: 56-1045 (329 amino acids)
Source: RefSeq, a predicted model, not a curated record
CAGCUCGCCUCCGCCUCGGCUCUUCCCCACCACCACCACCUCGCCGCCGCCGGCCAUGUCGGCGCACGUAGCCGUCGCGCUCUUGCUCGCGCUGCUCGCACCCGCGGCCGGCACCGACGUGCCGUCGUACCCGCUCUCGCAGGCGCAGUCCCCGGCCAACACCUCCUCGGGCGGCUCCUCCUCCACGUCCCCGCCCUGCCACCUCGACCUCUCCGCGGAGCUGUUCGGCGGCGUGGCCGCGGCGUGCGGCGCGGGAGGCGGGCCCGGCUCGCUCGACCGCGGCAGGUGCUGCCCGGUCCUGGCCGCCUGGCUGUUCGCGGCGCACGCGCGCACCGCGCUGUCCGUGCCGGCGCCGGCCCCGGCGCUCGCGGGCGAGGGCCUCGACGGCGGGGAGGACGAGCCCAUGGUGCCCUACGACAACCAGCGAUGCGUCGACGCGCUGGGCGCGGCGCUCGAGCGGCGCGGGGUGGCGCUGCCCCGCCCCAACGCGACGUGCGACACGGUGCUCUGCUUCUGCGGCAUCCGGCUCCACCAGAUCGGCUCGCUCCGCUGCCCCGCUGCGUUCGCCGUCGGCGGCGCCGGUGCCAAGAACGCCACGCCCACCGCCGCGGUGAAGGAGCUGGAGAAGAGCUGCCGCAACGCCUCCUACGCCGGCUGCUCCCGCUGCGUCCAGUCCCUGCAAAAGCUGAAGGGGAACGUGAGCCGGGAGGUCGCCGGCGGCGACCGGGCGCGGCGGAUGCUGGGGCGGGACUGCCAGCUGAUGGGCCUGACGUGGCUGCUGGCCAAGAACAAGACGGUGUACAUCCCCACCGUGUCCGCCGUGCUGCGCGCCAUGCUCUACAGCGCGCGCCCGACCGAGUCGGCCUCGGCCGGCGCCGCGCCGCCGCGGUGCAGCCCCGACCAGGAGAACAUGCCGCUGGCCGUCGACUCGCUGCAGUUCGAGCGCGCCAGCGCCACCAGCUCGGCCGCCGCCGCGCUGCCCCGCGCCGCCAGCCUCCUGCUGCUGCUGCUGCUCGGCUGCCUCGUCCGCGACGUGUUCUUGUAAAUUAUCAUGGAGGCAAGCAAAUCAAGAACCUUAAGCCUUGUCGAUAAUCGAUAUAGUAGUGGGGUAUUUUGUAGGGUUCGUUAGUUAAUCAGUGCUAGCUUCUUCUAUUGCACAGUGCCUGCGGAUUAGCAGACGUGGCAUUGGAUGUCAUGAGAGGGAUGUGACGAGCUAGCGUCUCUAAUUAAGGUGGUGGUUUGGUUUUAUGCUGGGCUUGCCAUGCCUCUGCUUGUCUGCUUCUCUCAUUUUUGCGUGUGAGCAGUUUUCGGCAUUGUUUUUUCUACGUCUAUAUCAAAAUCUAAUCAUUUGCAAUAGUUUGUGCAGAAAUUAAGUUUAAAAAAUUAUAUCGCCG